Melampsora larici-populina 98AG31 is the source of this 672-nucleotide messenger RNA. RefSeq lists its product as uncharacterized. Gene Ontology annotation, molecular function: thiosulfate-cyanide sulfurtransferase activity. Gene Ontology annotation, biological process: transsulfuration. The record is from RefSeq and is a predicted model, not a curated record. The transcript has 3 exons. The annotation marks the transcript as partial. Lineage: Eukaryota; Fungi; Basidiomycota; Pucciniomycetes; Pucciniales; Melampsoraceae. Gene Ontology annotation, cellular component: mitochondrion.
UUACCUCACAUGAGACCCAAUCUUGAUACCUUUCAAGUGGCUAUGAACGAUCUGGGAAUAUCCGUUUCCAAUACUGUAGUCUUCUAUGACUCUCUGGGCAUAUUUUCCGGGCCGCGCGCAGCCUGGCUCCUACACUCAUUUCACCAUCCAUCGAUUGCAGUUCUUGACGGUGGCCUUCCGCUUUGGAUCGCUGAAGGCUUACCAACAGACUCUGGGCCUCCAAGUCCGGUUAAAAAAUCAGAUUAUCAACUUAUAGCAAAUCAUGAGGAUUAUGAAGGGAAACAAUAUGUGACCAGUUACGACGAUAUCAUUACUAACAUCACAGAUCAACGCAUGGAAAUCCUCAAUGCUCAAACCCGCCCAAGGUUUGAGGGUACAGCACCUGAGCCGAGGGCCAGUUUAUCGAGUGGGCACAUUCCAGGUUCACUCUCUCUACCAUUCUCAGAACUCUUGGCUACACACAAAGAAGGUUACCGCACCUCUUUAUCACCCGAGAAGCUGGAAGAAGUCUUCACAUCCACUUUUGGUUCAGCUGAGCGCUGGGAAGCAGUCAAACAAGGAGAAAAACAAUUGGUUGCCAGUUGUGGGAGUGGCAUGACAGCCUGUAUUAUUUGGUUAGCGAUCCAGAUUUGCUCAGGUAGUGAUCAGGCCAAGGUUACACUCUACGAUUAG